AUGCCUUGCAUUGUCGGCAGCGCCACAAUAUAUCAGUGUGAUGAUCUGCCAGAAGUUUUCUCUGCCAUGAACCUCUCUACAGAUCCUUAUGAUUCCACUGGGUACCUUGACACAAGAGCAACCAACCACAUGAUAGCAGAUGCUAGUAGCAUCACACAUCAAUUUCCUUAUAACGGUCAAGGACUUAUUGUGGUGGUACAUGGUAACACUCUUCCUAGCAGCAGUAGAGUUAAUCAUGGGUGGCACAUUAAACAACUUAAUGUCAAAAAUGCGUUCUUACAUGGUACACUCCAUGAAGUUGUCUUUAUGCAUCAACCUCUGGGAUUUGUUGACAAGAACUACCCUAACCAUCUCCACAACAGGUUUGAUGUUAAAGAUUCGGGUGAUCUCCAUUUCUUUCUUAGCAUAGAGGCUCAUUGCUCUUCGUCUGGCAUUGAGCUAAGCCAAAGCAAAUAUGCACUCAAUCUCUUUAAACGGUCAACAAUGCUUGGUGAGAAGCCUUGCUCCUCUCCUAUCACUUAUGAUUCCAAGCUUUCUCUCUAUAUUGGUGAUCCUCUUAGUGAUGCCUCAACUUACCGCAGCAUUGUCGGUGCCUUGCAAUACCUUACAAUGACUCUAUCUGAUAUUACUCAUGCAGUUAAUCAGGUAUGCCAACUCAUGCACCAACCUCGUACUAAACACCUCAUUGCGGUUAAACGAAUUUUUCAUUAUAUCAAAGGGACUCCUAAUCUUGGCAUCACUAUACAACGUUAUUCUGAUGAGACACUUCAAGCUUACUCUGAUGCAUAUGGGGUUGGCUGCCUGGAUAGUUCUCGUUCUAUUUCUGCCAUUUGUGUAUUCGUUGGACUGAAUCUAUUGACUUGGAAUGCUAAGAAGCAACCUAUAAUAUCUCGGUCUCGUGCUGAAGCAGAGUAUCAUGCUCGUACUACUACAAUUGCAGAUAUUCGAUGGAUCCUCUUUCUUCUUUACACGUUGCAUAUCUUUUUACCAUCUUCCCCUGUGAUUCAAUUUGAUAAAGUCAGUGCCACAUAUUUAGCAUUCAAUCCGCUUUGCACAAAUCGUUGA
Amborella trichopoda is the source of this 1065-nucleotide messenger RNA. The record is from RefSeq and is a predicted model, not a curated record. NCBI's taxonomy places the organism in Eukaryota, Viridiplantae, Streptophyta, Magnoliopsida, Amborellales, Amborellaceae.